Messenger RNA from Tarenaya hassleriana, 2793 nucleotides. Its product is annotated as pyrophosphate-energized vacuolar membrane proton pump-like. The record is from RefSeq and is a predicted model, not a curated record. Gene Ontology annotation, cellular component: membrane. The transcript has 8 exons. Gene Ontology annotation, molecular function: inorganic diphosphate phosphatase activity; diphosphate hydrolysis-driven proton transmembrane transporter activity. NCBI's taxonomy places the organism in Eukaryota, Viridiplantae, Streptophyta, Magnoliopsida, Brassicales, Cleomaceae. The coding region runs from base 175 to 2481 and encodes 768 amino acids. Gene Ontology annotation, biological process: proton transmembrane transport.
CAACGUCUGCAACACACGCGCUUCCCUGCUCGUCUCCUUGCUAUAUAUUCAAGCUUCCGCUGUUCUUGUAAACCUUCUCUCUCCUCAUUCCUCCCUCUCUCUCUUUCUCUCUCUCGGGCUUCUUCGCGAGCGUAGUGCGCGUACAGAUUCAGGUUCAGGUUUGUUUUUGAAGCUAUGGGAGGUGCGAUUUUGCCAGAUCUCGGCACUGAGAUCUUGAUCCCAGUGUGCGCCGUUAUCGGGAUCGGUUUCGCGGCGUUUCAGUGGUUCCUCGUCUCUCAGGUGAAGCUCGUCCCCGGCGCCGCCGCGGCAUCUACGAACUCCGGCGGCCGAAAAAACGGUUACGACGACUAUCUCAUCGAGGAGGAGGAAGGUCUCAAUGACCACAACGUCGUCGUCAAGUGCGCCGAAAUCCAAAAUGCCAUCUCUGAAGGGGCUUCGUCCUUCCUCUUCACCGAGUACAAGUACGUUGGCAUUUUCAUGGUUAUUUUCGCAGCCGUGAUUUUCGGAGCCCUUGCAUCUGUGGAAGGAUUCAGUACAAGUACUCAGCCUUGCACUUAUGACAAGACUAAGAGGUGCAAGCCCGCACUUGCCACUGCUCUCUUCAGCACCAUAUCCUUCUUGCUCGGGGCCAUCACUUCCGUGGUAUCGGGAUUCUUGGGUAUGAAAAUCGCUACUUUUGCCAACGCAAGAACCACCCUCGAGGCAAGGAAGGGUGUCGGGAAAGCUUUUAUCACCGCGUUCAGAUCUGGUGCCGUCAUGGGUUUCCUCCUCGCCGCAAAUGGCCUUCUGGUGCUCUACAUUGCCAUCAACGUUUUCAAGCUGUACUAUGGCGAUGACUGGUCUGGACUGUUCGAAGCAAUCACUGGUUAUGGUCUUGGAGGUUCAUCCAUGGCUCUCUUUGGUAGAGUUGGUGGAGGCAUCUAUACCAAGGCUGCUGAUGUCGGUGCUGACCUUGUCGGAAAAGUUGAGAAGAACAUUCCAGAAGAUGACCCGAGGAACCCAGCUGUGAUUGCUGACAAUGUCGGUGACAAUGUUGGAGACAUUGCCGGUAUGGGAUCCGAUCUCUUUGGUUCGUAUGCCGAGUCAUCUUGCGCUGCCCUUGUUGUUGCAUCCAUCUCUUCCUUUGGUGUCAACCAUGAGUUUACCGCCAUGCUAUAUCCUCUCAUCAUCAGUUCCGUUGGUAUCAUCGUAUGUUUAAUCACCACAUUGGUCGCAACUGACUUCGUCGAGAUCAAGGCGGUGAAGGAAAUCGAGCCAUCUUUGAAGAAGCAGCUAAUUAUCUCAACAGCUCUUAUGACGGUUGGAAUAGCGAUAGUUAGUUUCAUCGCUCUUCCAUCUUCCUUCACAAUCUUCAACUUCGGAGAACAGAAAGUUGUCAAGAACUGGCAGCUGUUCUUGUGUGUAGCUGUCGGUCUUUGGGCUGGGCUCAUUAUUGGGUUUGUAACGGAAUACUACACAAGUAAUGCAUAUAGCCCGGUGCAAGAUGUUGCUGAUUCAUGCAGAACCGGAGCGGCCACAAAUGUCAUAUUUGGUCUAGCUUUAGGAUACAAGUCGGUUAUCAUCCCCAUCUUUGCCAUUGCAGUGAGCAUCUUUGUCAGUUUCAGCUUUGCUGCAAUGUAUGGUAUUGCAGUCGCUGCCCUCGGAAUGCUUAGCACAAUCGCUACAGGAUUGGCCAUUGAUGCAUACGGCCCGAUCAGUGAUAAUGCCGGAGGAAUCGCUGAAAUGGCCGGAAUGAGCCACAGAAUCAGAGAGAGAACCGAUGCUCUUGACGCUGCAGGAAACACCACUGCUGCCAUCGGAAAGGGUUUCGCCAUUGGCUCGGCUGCUCUUGUUUCCCUUGCUCUCUUUGGCGCCUUUGUCAGCCGAGCUGGAAUCUCCACCGUUGAUGUUUUGACCCCCAAAGUCUUCAUUGGUCUGCUUGUGGGAGCUAUGCUUCCGUACUGGUUCUCGGCCAUGACAAUGAAGAGCGUAGGCAGUGCAGCUCUCAAAAUGGUUGAGGAAGUUCGGAGGCAAUUCAACUCAAUCCCGGGACUUAUGGAAGGUACGACCAAGCCUGACUAUGCCACUUGCGUUAAGAUAUCUACUGAUGCUUCCAUCAAAGAGAUGAUCCCUCCGGGUGCCCUCGUGAUGCUUACCCCUCUUAUCGUCGGUUUCUUUUUCGGCGUUGAGACGCUCUCUGGUGUUCUCGCCGGUUCCCUCGUCUCAGGUGUUCAGAUCGCAAUUUCUGCAUCUAACACCGGCGGUGCUUGGGACAACGCGAAGAAAUACAUCGAGGCGGGGGCUUCGGAGCACGCGAGAUCUCUUGGACCGAAAGGAUCGGAGCCUCACAAAGCCGCUGUAAUCGGAGACACGAUCGGAGAUCCGCUCAAGGACACAUCCGGUCCAUCUCUCAACAUCCUCAUCAAGCUUAUGGCCGUCGAGUCUCUCGUUUUCGCUCCCUUCUUCGCCACUCACGGCGGCUUCCUCUUCAACCUUUGGUGAUAAGUCUUCUCCUCCUGAACGAAGACGCAUUCUCAUGUCACCAUCAGAUCCUAUUCUUAUUGUUUUUCCAGUUGAGUUUAGGUGAAAGAAAUCGGUACGGAAACUUUUUCCUCAGUGAGUGAUUUUAUUUCUAAUGAAGUUUUCAACUUUUCUCUUCUUUGAAUGAAGCCGACAUGAACGUAUGCAUGUGUUUCUUUCUUUGUCCUGUGUUCCAACUUCGGACCUGUCGCCGUUCUCGCCGAAACGCGCCUAUGUGCGUUUGUGAUGUGGACGGGGUACGGUCUGCGUGUGUACUUAUUGCGUUUAAGCAAA